Soboliphyme baturini is the source of this 387-nucleotide messenger RNA. NCBI's taxonomy places the organism in Eukaryota, Metazoa, Nematoda, Enoplea, Dioctophymatida, Soboliphymatidae. The record is from the annotation of a GenBank genome assembly.
AUGAGACAGAGCGAUCCUUUUUCUUCAAAGCUUUUUAAUGCCUGCCUCGAGAUGGUGUUCCGCAAAAUGAACUGGAAGGGCUGUGUGAACAUCAACGACAAACAGCUCAAUCAUCUACGCUUAUCGGAGGACGUGGUUCUCAUCGCGAAUAACGCUCGAGAAAUGACCGAGAUGCUGCAAGAGCUCAAUGAACGAAGUAAUGAAGUGGGCUACAAAAUCAGCGCAACGCAAACGAAGGCGAUGCAAAGUGUCUGCAUGUUGAAGACCAUUUUGCAGGUAGACAGCGUGGACUUUAAAGAUGUCAACACCUAUGUUUAUUUGGGUCAAGAAUUGAAGAUGCGCCAUGAUGUUCUACGGAAAAUUAUACGUCGAAGUGCUGCCGGAUGA